Synchiropus splendidus (mandarinfish) is the source of this 1363-nucleotide messenger RNA. RefSeq names its product aminoacyl tRNA synthetase complex interacting multifunctional protein 2 (gene aimp2). Bases 92 to 1051 code for a protein of 319 amino acids. The record is from RefSeq and is a predicted model, not a curated record. Lineage: Eukaryota; Metazoa; Chordata; Actinopteri; Syngnathiformes; Callionymidae. Gene Ontology annotation, cellular component: aminoacyl-tRNA synthetase multienzyme complex. The transcript has 4 exons.
GCCGCUGCUGCUGCCUGUCAACGGCACACAUCAUCAGACCUUUUUGUUUCUCGCCGUUUUCGCUCAGAAAUUAAACAGACUGUCCGUCAACAUGUCCAUGUACAAGGUAAAGCCGAUCUGUGGUGGCGACGUCACGAUUGACUUGCCCACCUGCAUGUACAAGUUACCCAAUAUCCACACGCAGCCAGGAAGCGCGUCUCAGCCAGCGCUGCAGAAUGGUGAAAUGGAUCCAGCAGUCAAAGCCCUGGAGGCCCGGCAAGAUGAGAUCAUGCGAAAGCUUUAUGAACUAAAAGCAGCGGUUGAGGGUCUCGCCAAGACGGUGACCACACCAGAUGCUGACCUGGAUCUGACUGUCAGCAGCAGCCUCACGUCCCCCAGCUCUGCAAGCCUCCAAGGCACGGCUGACCUGGACUCUCUGCUGGGGAAGGACCUCGGUGCUCUCCGUGACAUUGUCAUCAACGCUAACCCAGCACAGCCCCCCCUGACCCUGCUGGUGCUUCACAGUCUGCUGUGUCAGCGAUAUCGAGUGCUGUCCACUGUCCACGUCCACUCCUCUGUUAGCACCGUGCCACCACAGCUCCUGUCCUGCCUUGGCCCCCGUCACGUGGACAGCUACGCGCGUCACCUGUUCCAGCUGGGCUUCACCCUCAUAUGGAAGGACGUCCCGAAGCUGCAGAUGAAGUUCAGCAUGCAGAACAUGUGCCCUGUGGAGGGUGAGGCCAACGUGGCCCGUUUUCUUUUCAAGCUGCUGGCCCCUUACCCCAGUGACCCGGCUCUGGCGACCCUGGUGGACAGCUGGGUGGACACUGCUUUCUUCCAGCUGGCAGAGGGCAGCGCUAAAGAGCGAGCUGCCGUCCUGCGCUCCCUCAACUCCGCGCUGGGUCGUAGCUCUUGGCUCGUGGGUCAGGAGUUCUCCCUGGCUGAUGUGGUCUGCUACUGCUGCGUGAUGCAGAGUGGAUCCGGGUUGUCGGCGCCGGCCAAUGUCCAGCGCUGGAUCAAGUCCUGUGAGAACCUCGGCCACUUCAUGCCUGCCAAGCUGCUUCUGAAGUGACGCUCCUAGACCAGGCACCGGAGGGAUCUCAUACUGGGAAAAAGGGCAUUCGGAAACAAAAAAAAAAGACCAUCUUGUGAUGCUUCUUUAGGUGUGCAAACCAUCAUAGUCUUUCACAGGUUUGACUAAAAGGAAGCAGCAGAAGAUGGUGGCGUAAAGAAGGAAUCACUGGUACUUACAUUCAUACACAACUUUCACUCACUUGGUGCCUAACAAAAUCCUGCCCUCGAUGUGUGCUGUGAGCUUGAGGUGUGAGCAGUUGUACUUUGUACCCUUGAUUUUCUGAAACUAUUAAAAUAUCAAUUUUGGAAC